Messenger RNA from Linum trigynum, 1977 nucleotides. The record is from the annotation of a GenBank genome assembly. Lineage: Eukaryota; Viridiplantae; Streptophyta; Magnoliopsida; Malpighiales; Linaceae.
CAAAUCACUUGCUUUAACCGGACCAAUAAACUAAACUAGGUUGACAAGGGUUAAUAGGUAUUUAAUAUCCACUUUUCCAUUUUUAAGACUAAAGCUCCGAGAUGGUUUAAUGCUACCAAGUACCAAGUACCAACCGAGGAACAAAGAAUUUUUUGCUGAAUUAGCAUUCCAAGCCCAGCCCAAUAGCCCUCCGUGUAAUCCAGGAAGGAUAGGACUCAUAGGAGAUUCUAUUAGGAUGAAAUGGCACCUCAUUCAGGAACUUGUCAUUCUCUCAUUGGGUGAAAGUAGAAGGGCGCUUUGUUCAUUAUAAAAAUAUAUAUAUUAAUUUAAAAGGACAGCUUGGUAAAACCAACGGCCCCACCCGAUCAUCUCCUAGCCAACAACAAUGAAGAAAGAGAUCAGUUUGGAUAUGAGAAUCAGAUAAAAGGAUAAGCCCCCAAAUCACUCCACCGUCCGAUCAACAAUAUCUCUCCCAAUCGACGGCCCCCUGUUAAUCACCAACCUCAGCCACAAGUACACCGAAUUUUUGAUUCUUUGGCGCAACUGUACUAAUACCCACCACAUUUUCGGACUCCGAUACAAAUCGAACCACUACAAACUCGUUCGCCCAUCGCUUAACUCUCACUGCCACCACCACCACUCGCCGGAGACCCUCCAAGGAAAAUGGCGACUGUCACAACUCAAGCUUCCGCCGCCGUGUUCCGGCCAUGCGCUUCCAAAUCAAGGUUCCUGACCGGGUCUCCGAGCAGACUUACCAGAGAAGUGGCCAUUAAACCAGUGGCUGCUUCGGCCUCCUCUUCUUUGAAAGUGGAAGCCAAGAAAGGCGAAUGGUUGCCCGGUCUCUCUUCUCCGGCUUACCUCACCGGAAGUCUGCCGGGUGACAAUGGGUUCGACCCGCUGGCUCUGGCGGAGGACCCAGAAAACCUGAAAUGGUUCGUGCAGGCAGAGCUGGUGAACGGGCGAUGGGCGAUGUUGGGAGUCGCCGGGAUGCUGCUGCCGGAGGUGUUCACCAAGAUCGGAAUCAUCAACGUCCCCGAAUGGUACGACGCUGGGAAGCAGGAGUACUUCGCAUCGUCCUCGACUCUGUUCGUGAUCGAGUUCAUCCUGUUCCAUUACGUGGAGAUCAGAAGGUGGCAGGACAUCAAGAACCCCGGUAGCGUGAAUCAGGACCCGAUCUUCAAGCAGUACAGCUUGCCUCCAAAUGAAGUCGGGUACCCGGGUGGGAUCUUCAACCCGCUCAACUUCGCGCCCACUCAGGAAGCCAAGGAGAAAGAGCUUGCCAACGGGAGAUUGGCAAUGUUGGCAUUCCUGGGAUUUGUGAUCCAACACAAUGUGACCGGGAAAGGGCCGUUUGAGAACUUGUUGCAGCACUUGUCCGAUCCAUGGCACAACACCAUUGUACAAACAUUGAGUGGCAACUAGAUUUAAUCUGGGUUAUUAAUAUUCCGUCAGCCUCCUUUUUUGGGUACUCUCUGUGGAACUGGCUCUCUUGGUUUGUGAGAGGAAAAGUGUUUUGAUCUUUGGUGUGGUGGUGUAUGGCAACUGCAAGAGAAAACCUUUAAUGUACAGGGCAAGUAACAACCAAGGAAAGAUGGUGGCGACCAGACCACAUUCGUUUCUGAAUUCUCACUUUACUUUCCAGUACUUAUUACUGUUCUCACUGGUCCCUAUCAUCAUCCUAGUGGCUAUGAGACUUUAACUCUUCGAAAAAUGGAAGAUCUCUCUGUUAACUUUAGGAGCAGGGAAAAGCCCCUAGAGAUUACAAUGUAACGGGAAAUUGAAAACGCUAUUGGAACUGCAACUGGAGCUCCCACUAUGAUAAAAUAGCUAGGGUUGCUGGAAAUUGAAAGGAAUUGGGAAAUUUAGGGUUUAUGGUAGUUUAGAUGGAGGAAGAACCGUCACACCAGUCGGUGAUAAGGUUCGGGGCAAUGCGCCACAACCAAGGGUUGAUAAGUCUAAGAAAUCACAAGGAAAUAU